AUGGACGCCAACCGCCAGUGCGUGCAAAUUCGAGGCACCCGCAUCGUUCCCAGGAACGCCAACGACCAGAUUUACUGCACCCAUCAAGAUGUCAGCCAUUACCGCCGACGUUUAGCCGUCCUUGUAAAUGGAAUAAACAUAUGGAUAAACAUGACCGUCCUUUCAAAUGUCAUGAGCCGAACUGCAACAGAGACAGGGGCUUCACCUACGCCGGUGGUCUCUCGCGCCACCAUCGUGAGUUCCGGGGACGGGUUUACGCGGCAGGGGAACUUACAAGCAGACCUAGGUCGUCGGCAUCUACACACCAACGACGUUAGUUGUGGUUCCACUAUGCAAGGCAAUCCCCGGGUUAGCAUGGGCAUUCCCGCCAACCAUUUACCAGUCGCGAUUGUCGAUCGUUGCCACGAAUAUUCCGCCGGUGAACGCUUGUCAGAGACAAAUGAUGCAGCUAGUCUUCGUAACGAAUUCAAGCAACUGAUUCGGGACGUUCAGGAGCAGAAUCGACGCCUUGAGGAGCUGGAGCAUACCGUGACUGUACUACAAGCCGCGAUUGCCUCAUCGUCCCAUCUGCAGCUGAAGAAGCAAUAUGAUCCUGUCCGAACAUAA
Messenger RNA from Penicillium canariense, 606 nucleotides. RefSeq lists its product as uncharacterized. Bases 1 to 606 code for a protein of 201 amino acids. NCBI's taxonomy places the organism in Eukaryota, Fungi, Ascomycota, Eurotiomycetes, Eurotiales, Aspergillaceae. The record is from RefSeq and is a predicted model, not a curated record. The transcript has 3 exons.